Messenger RNA from Cutaneotrichosporon oleaginosum, 3527 nucleotides. RefSeq lists its product as uncharacterized. Gene Ontology annotation, cellular component: cytoplasm; cell tip. Lineage: Eukaryota; Fungi; Basidiomycota; Tremellomycetes; Trichosporonales; Trichosporonaceae. Gene Ontology annotation, molecular function: cytoskeletal regulatory protein binding. Gene Ontology annotation, biological process: establishment of cell polarity. The record is from RefSeq and is a predicted model, not a curated record.
CCCUCAUCACCCUCAUCGCCCUCGUCGCCCUCAUCCCUUCCAUCACUCUCAUCCCCCUCAACAUCCUCCUCCUCCCGAUUCCCUUCGACUCUUCUCGUCUAGGUCUCACUUCUUUCAUCCCGUUCCAGCUUUCCCGGCACCCUCCGCUCUCUCAACGCUUAUCACAACCAUCUCCGUCUGGCCCCAUCCUUUCUGUCCCUCUCCUCUCCCUCCCCCUCACCCCCCUUCCCCCCGACGUCCACCUCCUCUACUCAGCCGUCUUGGGCUCCUCAUCCCUACCGUCCCCCAUGUCCCGCCCCGCUAUCUCCUAUCCGAUCCCAACGGACGAGCCACCACCACUGUCCACUCCCUCGGGCUACUACGCGCCGCCGUCUCCGCGCGGCUCACCGGCCUCCUUCCGCGACUUGUCCAGCUCCACGCCUGGAUCGAUGCCAGUCGGCUCCCAACCGGCGGGCGGCUCACACCACGCCGGCGGAUCACAUACAGGCUCAAGCUCGCAUCCACACACCUCGCAUACGGGGCACGGCGGUGGUUUGGGUUCGGGCGGGUCGGGGUUCAGUGGAACUGGAGGGGCUGGAAGCUACGAUGGCGGCAGAAACUCGCGACAGGUCUCGGGACCCCGCGCACCGUCCUCCACCUCCACAUUGGAUUCGUACAUCACACGUUUGCUGGUGGUCACCAAGCAGCUCCUCCAAGGUCUCGAGCAGUGGGCGAAACAUGAGCUGAGCGAGGAGGCGGUCAGCGAUAUCUAUGUCCGGCUCGGAAAUGGUUUCGAGCUGUGCGUCAGCACGUUUCGGCGCGCAGGCAUCUCUACCACUGACCUCGACUCUGUACCGUCUGAUCUUCGCGAGAUUCUCGAGCGCGCCCUAGCGGAAGAACCCACGCAGGACACUUUGAACCUGUACCUGCCCGACAUUCGCGCUAUCAUUUUCAACCUUCUCAAUGGACUGAAGAACAAGCAGAUGGCAUACAAGCGGCACCUUGCGGAGCGCGCACCGCAUCCUGACCCGGUUACGCCCCAACGACCACAGCCGCGGCAAGCAGCGCCUCCGGCCGAAAUGGAAGCGCGCUCUGUGCGCUCAAUGGCAUCGACUGAUGGGCCUACAAGCCCAGCAAGCUUGACAGGCAAUCUCCCAGGAGCGAGCGCCCGCCCUCCGUUGGCCGAGCGCGCCCAGCAUCGCGAGCGUGCACCCAGGCCCGCACCGCCAGACGCCUUCCGACCGUCGCGUUCGCGUCCUGCUCCCGAUGGAAGCGUGCGCACCCUCUCGUCUGGUAGUAUUGAGAGGCCGGUGCCCCGGGCUACCUCGCCCAUCCCUUCCGUGCACUCCGGCUUCGGGACACCUCCCACCGGCCCCGUCGGCCCAGCGACAAUGGUGUCCGCCCCACCACCGGCUCGCCACCCAAGGCGACCAGAGCGCACAUCGCGCGAUAGCGCAAACCCAACCUCGCGAUUCAGCGCAGAUUCAGAUGUGUCGGCCAUCUCGUCGCAGCGCCCGCCUUCGGAUGGUGCGAGCGUGGCUCCAAUGACCACCAUGACCAUGCCUAUACCGAUCCCGCACUCGCACUCGCGUGAGUUGCCAUUACCGCCUGGCGCUGGGCCAUCUCACAUCCAACUAUCUCCGCCGCCAGUUGCUCAAGCUGCUACGACCCCUCCUGUUCCUCCGCUUCCAGCGCCGUCAACCGAGGCUCCGCCCAAGACGCCUCCGCCCCCUUCCCCUGGUAUGCCGGGGCUGCCGAUGCUCAACCUCCCAGAUCAGAAUGAGGAACCAACGGAGACGCUGAAUGGCGUCACCACGCCGCUUGUGAGCGAUGAUGUGCAUCCCGCCGCGCGCUCGAGCUUUGCGCUCCUGCAAAGAUCUGAUGCGCUGGAGCGCCGCGCAUCAAAACGUUUCUCGAGUUACACGUUCAAUAAGAUGGUGGGCACUAGCCCGGGCAAGAAGACGUCGAGUGGGACCGGCUCACCUCCGCGCCCAGCGCGGCGCUCAAAUGUCCACGCUAUCCCGCCAAUGCCUGCGCUCGCCGAGGCUCACACAAGUCUAGUGGUAGCGACGACACCACCCGUGAGCGAGCCCGCUCACAGUCCGGCCGAGAGCGCCGAGCUUGAUUCAACUCCCAGCACGAGCGUGCCCGUGCCGCCCACCGAGCCGACGCCCGGCCGUGUAAACGUCUUCCUUCAACUUGGACGGCAUGUCAAGAAGACCGCCGUCGAGCUUCCGCUCACCAUGAGUUCACUCCGUCUCCUAUUCAUGGAGCGGUUCGAGUACGACCCGGGCAUGGAGGAUUUUCCCGACGUGUGCAUCAAGGAUCCAAGAACAACUGUUCAGUACGAGCUUGAGGACAUGGACGACGUCCGGGAAGGGUGUCUGCUCGUUCUGGACAUUGAGCCUCUCGAUCAGGUGAAGCAACAUUUCGACCUCAACUUCGCGUCACUCGCGCAGGACAUCAAAGAGCUGAAGACGUCACUCGCCCAGUCGAAGCGGAUGAGCACAACAGUACCGUCAGCGAGUUUCUUGGCCGUGUCGCCGGUGCUCACCGCCGCUCCGCAGCUGAUUGACACACCACGCUCGCCGGUGCGGACUGGAAGCGGGCCUCCACCCGUUGCCGAGCUGCGGGCGCACUACGAAGAGGUGCAGAGUCUGCGCCGCGAUCUGGCCAUCAUGCGCCAGCUUCACGUGGACUUCCUUGCGCAGACCAAAGAAAGCUUCACGGCGCUGCGCGCGCAGAACACGGCAAUGCGCGAGGUCGUUAAGACAAAGAUGGGCGGGAACCGCGCACUUCUGGACAACUCCAAGGCCAAGCUCGAAGGUCAAUGCCAGGAUACCAUUCAGGCCGUGGAGGAGGUCAGCGACACGAUCGAUGGGGCACGCGAGGACGCGCUUCGGCGCGGUGUGACCCCACCGCGCGGCCACCUGGACAAGAUCAAGGCCGAUUUGGAGCGCGCGACAAGCCUCGUUGACCAGUUUGCGCGCGACGUCACGCUCGCCGAGCCAACGUGGCGCGCAACCUGGCUCGCCGAGCUGCAGCGCGUCACGGACGAGCAGCGCCUGCUGGCCUACCAGAACAAGUUGGCCACCGACCUCAAGAACGACAUCAAGGACGCGACGGAGAUGCUGGACAAUGUGCGCGCGUUCGUUACGCAGCGCGCAGCACGCCCGCGCUUCCAGCCGCCACCGGCCGAGACGGGGAGCGUGCGCAAUCUGCUCCUCGAGAUCCGCACGAAAGAGAGCGACCCCUCGGCACGCCUGCGCGCCAUCGAAGAGCAGGCGAAGGUGCGCGAGCGGCAGCUGGCGUCGCGCACCGACGAGUUCCAGGACGAGUUGGGCGCGUUUGUGCAAGGUAAGAAACUGCGCAAAACGGGCGGGACGGACGAGGCCGAGCGCGUGCGCCAGAGACGCCAGGACCAGGUCAUCCGGCGUAUGCUGAGUGGUGAUGGGCCGAAUGCGGGCGAGCCGCUCAGUCCGCAGAUCACGGGGAGCAGGAGCGCGAGCGCAUCGGGCGGCGCGGCUCCUGCAGGGGGGGCGGGGUGA